AUGGCCAGUCCAGUGGAGGAGGUGAUCGAGCCAGUGGUUCAGAACACAACAGCACAAAACCUGGGCAGAAGACGUUUUUCUCAUGAUCACCGUAAUCUGAGUCCAGAUGAGAUAGAUAACCUCAUGUCCAGCAGCGAUGGCCGUCCGUUCCUUGUGGUGCAUCAUCUUCCGGAGAUAAAGGACGAGGGUAUACCAUACCUAAUGCCUGGUAUCCCCAUCACAUGUAGAGUGGACAACACAGAGAAAUACACUACUCGCUCAAAGGUUCGUGUGGGUACCUUGUACACAGUGUGGCUAACACACGGCCAGUUCCACUGGACGGUGAAGAGGAAGUACAAGCACUUCCAGGAGCUGCAUCGAGACCUUUACAAGCAUAAGAUGAUGCUUCAUUUGCUGCCUCUGGCAAGAUUUACAAAGGACAGGCAGCAGCUGAGAGCCAUGUCAGAGGAAAUGCCCAGCCUACAUGGGAAUGAACGGACCAGAAGGACCUCCAGCAAAAUGAAAUAUCUUGAGGAGUACCUGAAUGGUCUGCUGGAGAACGCCUUCUGUAGAAAUGAUCACAGCAUGCUAGAGUUCCUCUCAGUAGGCGCUCUCUCCUUUAUCACUGAUCUUGGACCCAAAGGCUUGGAGGGGCCCAUCUUCAAGAGGUCAGGGGGUCACCGGAUCCAAGGCUUGAAUUGCAUUGGACAUCAUCAGUUCUGUUUCCGCUGGUCACGCCGCUGGCUGGUGGUCAAAGACUCUUUCCUGAUGUAUAUGAACCGAGACCAUGGCAACAUCAACUUUGUCUUGCUGUUUGACCCAGAGUUCAAAGUGAAAGUGGGGCGUGCCUAUACAGACACCAAAUACGGAGUCUGCUUUGAGAACUUCACUCGGAGUCUGGUCAUCAAAUGCAGCAGCUAUAGACAAGCACAUUGGUGGAGUCAUGAAAUCAACAGGCUGGCUGAAACCUCUGACUUUGUCAAAGUGCAACGCUUCGAGGGGUUUGCUAAGCCACGGGAGAACACGUUAACUAAAUGGUACGUGAAUGGAAGUGGCUACUUUGCAGACCUGGCUGAUGCUCUUGAACAAGCCAAGGAGGAAAUCUUCAUCACAGACUGGUGGCUCAGCCCUGAAGUUUUCAUGAAGAGACCAGCAACUGAGAAUCACUGGCGCCUGGAUGAGAUACUCAAACGCAAAGCAGAACAAGGAGUGAAAGUGUGUGUUCUGCUGUACAAAGAAGUGGAGCUCGCACUCGGCAUCAAUAGCGAGCACAGCAAGAAGACUCUUAUGAACAUGCACCCAAACAUCAAGGUAAUGAGACAUCCUGACCAUGUGUCUUCUGUGGUGUUCCUGUGGGCUCACCAUGAAAAGAUGGUGGCCAUUGACCAAACAGUGGCCUUUGUGGGGGGGAUUGACCUCGCCUUUGGGAGGUGGGAUGACAGCCAAUACCGGCUAACUGACCUUGGUUUGACAAAGGCAGCCAACAGUGAAACACAGGAAGAGCCAGAUGGAGAUACAGGAGAGAAUGGUGUGGCUGAUGGUCCAAAGCCAUCUGAGCCAGAUAAGGAAACAGAGCAAAACCCAGAAAAUCUGACUGGCAACACCAAACUGUGGCUUGGCAAAGACUACAGCAACUUUAUCAGGAAAGACUGGGUCCAACUUGACAGACCAUUUGAAGAUAACAUCGACCGUACUCAAGUUCCUCGCAUGCCGUGGCGCGAUCUGUCUGCAGCUAUUCAUGGCAUAGCUGCCAGAGAUGUAGCCCGCCACUUCAUCCAGCGCUGGAACUUUACCAAGAUCUUCAAAAACAAGUACAAAGACAAUUUCUACCCUUACCUUCUCCCCAAGUCCCACUGCACCUCUGACUCACUCUCAUUCACUGUGCCAGGGUGCACUAAAGCCAAAGUGCAGGUGUUACGCUCUGCCGAUCGUUGGUCAACUGGAACCUGUGAGAACUCGAUCCUCAAUGCCUACGUCCACACCAUCGAGAACAGCGAGCACUACAUCUACAUUGAGAACCAGUUCUUCAUCAGCUGUGCCGAUGGGAAGACUGUCCAUAAUGGGAUUGGUGAUGCUAUUGUGAACAGAAUCCUGCGUGCACACAGGGAGCAGAAGAAGUACAGAGUGUUUGUGGUGAUUCCUCUGCUUCCCGGAUUUGAGGGAGACAUCAGUGCAGGAGGUGGAAAUGCCAUCCAAGCUAUUCUGCACUUCACUUACAGGACUAUAUGCAGAGGGGAGAAUUCCAUCCUAACAAGACUUGCUGAAGUUGAAGAGAAGUGGACGGAGUACAUCACAAUUUGCGGCCUGAGAACACAUUCCCAGCUCGCCGAGUCAAUCGUCACAGAGCUCAUAUAUGUUCACAGCAAGACCCUCAUUGCCGAUGACCGCUGCUACAUCAUUGGAUCAGCCAACAUCAAUGACCGUAGCAUGCUGGGAAACAGGGACAGUGAGUUGGCAGUGUUUGUGGAAGAUGAAGAGAGGGUCCCAUCCAUCAUGGGAGGAGAGGAGUACCAGGCUGGACCCCUCACACUCGCUCUGCGCAAAGAGUGUUUCAGUGUUCUUGUUGGAGCUGCUUCAGACUCCAGUAUCAACAUUGAUGAUCCAAUCAGCGAUGAGUUUUUCUUCUUGGCCUGGAAUUCAGCUGCCAAACUGAAUGCCACCAUUUAUGACAAGGUCUUCCGAUGCCUGCCCUGCGACGAAGUUCACAACAUGCGUGAGCUGAAGGAAUAUUCCAGCAAAGAGUGCCUCUAUGAUUCAGACCCAGAGCAGGCCAAAGAAGAGCUGAAGGCUGUCAGAGGGCUACUGGUUCACUUCCCCAUGAAGUUCUUGUGUGAGGAGAACCUGCUGCCUCCACUGGGUACUAAAGAGGGCAUGGCUCCAGUGGGGCUGUGGACAUAACCGCAACUCAUCCCAGAUUAGACCACUAUGUAACAGCUAAAGAGCUGCCGUACCACAAGCUCCCCCAUGUAGUUUCAUCCUAAGCUAAUGUUCAGCACAGAAGACUAAAAUAACCACAGCUUUGGCAGUUCAGUUGCAAGGACCACCUUAACACAAUUGAUUUGUCAACCAUUUAUGUUUUUAUAUUGCCUAUUUGGCUGACAAUGGGCAAGCUGGAAUAGAACCACUAAAAAGUAAAUCUUACGAUAAGUGAUCAUUUGUAAGAACAGUAGAUUAACCUUUUGUGUGCCAGUUUGUUCACAAUAUCAAUAGCUGCUUUGUAACUUGUACAAUGCCAUUUGAACUACAAGGCUGACGGUGGUACAAAACACACAUAAUUGAAUGUAUGGGUAAGGAGAGGUUUGCAAGGUUGUAUUGGAAAUCAAGCAUCUCACAUGAUCUGGGAACAUAGUGUACAUUUAUUGGUGCAAGGCUUUUGGGUGGGUGGGUGGGUGGCUCUGUUUCUCUCUUUCUCUCGCUCUACCUCUCACACUCUCCUUCUCUCCCUCUGAGGCUUCACCUCUCACUGCAGUGCCAGCAAAUCUGUCAGAACAUUUGUGGUUGUUAUGGUGACGGAUAUAAAGAGAUGACUGGAUUGUAGCUGAAAUAAAGACUGGAUAGGGUAGAAAGGGGAGAGUACUGAUAAGAGGGAUAACUUACUAAAUUCGGAUGUUGGACCGGAAAAUAGAAGGUAAUGCGUUGAAAGGAGAUUGGUGAUUUCCGCUGAAGCAAAGACAUUUUAAUAUUUCUACAUAAACAAUCAGGUGCGAAAACUGAGAGGAAAGGAGGACAAGAUAAUUAAAGGAAUGCGAGGUUGAUUUACUGUUAAUUGUUGCUUUUUUAAAAAGUCACCAUGACAACCAAGUGAAUUAUUAUUUCACUAUGUUAUCAGUAGUCCAGAACAGAACAUUCCUUGUUCAUGAAAACGGCGUGAUGCAGAGACACAGUUUGUUUGACCAAUGCAGUUUUCAGCUAUUCCCAUGCAGGCUCUACUGUCCUGUGUCCUGGUGCCAUAGAUGUCUUGC
Scomber japonicus (chub mackerel) is the source of this 3941-nucleotide messenger RNA. RefSeq names its product phospholipase D2 (gene pld2). The record is from RefSeq and is a predicted model, not a curated record. Gene Ontology annotation, biological process: phosphatidic acid biosynthetic process; cell motility; intracellular signal transduction. The coding region runs from base 1 to 2877 and encodes 958 amino acids. Lineage: Eukaryota; Metazoa; Chordata; Actinopteri; Scombriformes; Scombridae. Gene Ontology annotation, molecular function: D-type glycerophospholipase activity; phosphatidylinositol binding. The transcript is spliced from 23 exons.